GAAACAAUUCUCUCAUUCAAAAAGUAAAAAACAAACAAAGGAUGGCUUUCAAACAUAAUGAUGCCUUCCUUAGUUUAGUAUUUCUUCUUCUUUUUAUUGUAUGUUCAAAAGCUUAUGAACCACCUCCACACCACAUUGGUUUAUUGAAAAGAAGUAGCUUUUCUAAGGAUUUCAUCUUUGGCUCAGCAUCUUCUGCUUAUCAGUUUGAAGGUGCUGCUAAGGAAGAUGGAAAAGGACCAAGUAUUUGGGAUAACUAUACCCACCAACACCCAGAAAGAAUUAGUGAUCACAGUAAUGCAGAUGUGGCUAUUGAUCAAUAUCAUCGCUACAAGGAAGAUGUAGCCCUUUUGAAGAAAAUGGGUUUGAAUGCCUACCGAUUCUCAAUUGCUUGGUCUAGAAUUUUGCCAAAGGGAAAACUUAGUGGAGGAGUGAACAGGAUAGGAAUUGAAUAUUACAACAAUCUCACUAAUGAACUACUUGCAAAUGGCAUCGAACCCUAUAUUACCCUUUUCCAUUGGGACACUCCUCAAGCUUUAGAAGAUGAAUAUGGAGGCUUUAGGGGACGUGAAAUUGUGAAUGAUUUUCAAGACUAUGCUGAACUUUGCUUCAAAGAAUUUGGAGAUAGAGUGAAACAUUGGAUCACCCUCAAUGAGCCAUGGAGCUUCAGUAUGACCGGCUAUGCCGUAGGAAUCAAUGCUCCGGGUAGAUGUUCGUCUUUGCCACCGAAUAAUUGUCUUGGUGGAGAUUCUGGCACUGAACCAUACAUCGUUACUCAUAAUCAACUUCUGGCUCAUGCGGCUGCUGUCAAAGUUUACAAAACAAAAUAUCAGGCAAAUCAAAAGGGUGUGAUUGGGAUAACAUUAGUGACAGUUUGGAUGGUUCCAUAUUCAGAUAGUGAGGCAGAUAAAAGGGCUACAAUUAGAGCUCUUGAUUUUGUUUUUGGCUGGUACAUGCAUCCAGUUACAUACGGAGAUUAUCCACCUGUCAUGAAGGAAUUGGUAAAAGAGAGAUUACCAAAAUUUUCACAAGAAGAAAGUGCUUCCCUUAUAGGAUCAAUUGAUUUUCUUGGAUUAAAUUACUACACUGCUAAUUAUGCUAAAGACAAUCCCACAGCACCUGGCCCUCAACCAAAUUACUUAACAGAUUGGAGAGCUUAUCUUUCACUCGAUCGCAAUGGAGUUUCAAUUGGUCCUCUGUCUGGUCCAACAUCUUGGCUUGCUAUUUAUCCAGAAGGGUUGAAAAAAUUAUUGGUCUAUGUGAAGACGAAAUACAAAGAUCCAGUCAUCUAUAUCACAGAGAAUGGAUAUCUCGAAAGUGAUGAAAUCCCAUUUAAGGAAAUGAUGAUGGACAAGGGUAGAGCCAAAUACCAUUAUGACCACCUUCGUAUGGUUCAUGAAGCAAUCAAGGAUGGCGUAAAGGUAAAGGGAUACUUUGUAUGGUCAAUUUUGGAUAAUUUUGAAUGGUCAAGUGGAUAUUCGCUUCGGUUUGGUUUAUACUACAUUGAUUACAAAAACAAUUUGAAGAGAAUUCCAAAGCUCUCAGCCAGAUGGUUCCAAUUAUUCCUCAAGACUUGAAGAUGACUCAUCUAAUAAUCAAAUUGUGAUGCCUAUCUUGUUCUCUGUUGUCAUGUGUGUUUGUUGAUGAUAGGGCAAAUAAUGCUAGUGAAACAGCUGAAAAAAUGUACCAAAAACUGGGGUUCUAUAUUUUAAUUUCUUAUGCCUCUUCAUGCUCAAUAAAUAAGAAGGCUAUAUAUUUUCAUGAAUAUAUAGUCCACUUUAAUUAA
Molecule: messenger RNA, 1783 nt
Organism: Cucumis sativus (cucumber)
Lineage: Eukaryota; Viridiplantae; Streptophyta; Magnoliopsida; Cucurbitales; Cucurbitaceae
Product: cyanogenic beta-glucosidase
Exons: 13
Coding region: 42-1574 (510 amino acids)
Biological process (GO): carbohydrate metabolic process
Molecular function (GO): beta-glucosidase activity
Source: RefSeq, a predicted model, not a curated record